Molecule: messenger RNA, 720 nt
Organism: Peronospora belbahrii
Lineage: Eukaryota; Oomycota; Peronosporomycetes; Peronosporales; Peronosporaceae
Source: the annotation of a GenBank genome assembly
AUGUCCAACCAUAUGCCUACUACUACUAUAUCCACUAUAUCUCUUCCAGAGAACAAGAAGAAGAAUGAACUAGAUGAUGACCAAGAGAAUCACAACUUGGACACGGAUCUAGGUCGUCUCUCGCGUCUUUCAGCCACGUUUGCUAUAAAACUCAACCAAAUUCACCACAUUAAAAUCUGCGCUACGUACGAUGUAAAUGGCAGUGGCCCCACUGUUUACGUCAUGAAUGUUUACUUGCGGUAUGUACAAAAGGGUCUUCCACCACCGUCAAUGCUGCUAGGCGAAAGCGUCAAGCAACGGAAAAGACGGCUACAAUUAGAGCGAGAACGCGAACGACCCAUGUACCAGGUAGAGCAUCGCUACUCGGCGUUCCGUGAGCUGCGGAGACGUAUCAUGAAGAUUGUCAGCGCUAAAGGAGAGAACAAGUACCAUCAGCACUGCUCGUACUGCAGUCGCGUCAUGGUUAUCGACUCGUCGACCAUUUUUCCACCACGUGUGCCAAAUUAUGGGCUCGUGGCGUCAUGCACAGGCUGGCGGCAGAUCUGCACAUACGUCCGCAAGCGACAGCUCGAGCGCUUUGUCAACCAGUUGCUCUGGGCAGCAAAGGAUAUGUCUUAUCGCACUGGUAGCGGGCGAUGUGAGCGGUUUCUUGUGGUCUCCCAGGUCCUUAACUCGUUUCUAUCGUCAGCGACCAUGGGAACGACGGAGAGUUUGUGGUGA